UUCCACGCCAACGUCUCAUUGGCGGAGCCCCCAAAUAAAUCCAGGGCUCCCGUAACGGCGACCCCCCCCGCGACGCCCCUGAGCAUGCGUCACUUGCACACAACUUGCGCCUCCGCCUGCUCGGCCCCGGAUAGCCCGCGCCAGGCACUCCGCGACGAGACGCUAGAAGGGGCCAGCCCGGCGGGGGCCAACAAGUGCGCGGGGCCCCAGUCGGGGCAGCGCGUGCGGCGGCCGCUCAACGCCUUCAUCAUCUGGACGAAGGAGGAGCGGCGGCGGCUGGCCCAGCUCAACCCGGAUUUGGAGAACACCGACCUCAGCAAGAUUCUCGGCAAGACGUGGAAGUCAAUGUCACUGUCGGAGAAGCGUCCGUACAUGCAGGAGGCGGAACGUCUGCGCGUGCAGCACACCAUCGACUACCCCGACUACAAGUACCGCCCCCGCCGCAGGAAGCAGCUGAAGAAGAGCCCCAAGACGCCCGCAGCCGAGCCCCCGCCGCCGCUGCGCCCCCCCGCCGCCUUGAACUUGACCUACGACCUGGCCUGCCUGCUCCACAACCAACAGCAUCAACUCCACGCCUCCUUCCCGACCGUUCAUCCCGCGCGGGGCUACCCGAUGAGUCCCUUUUUUCAGGAGCCCUUACAGGAUUCCUACCCGAGUGACCCUCACCUGCAUUUCGCGGGCCAGCAGCGGCACGAAGAGCAGGCCGAGUCCAGGUUCUUGACGGGGCCCUCCCUGGACGUCUACCUGGAGCGGGUGCAUCUGGACACGCUGUAUGAUCUGGACAGCAGCGAGUUCGAACAGUACCUGGGCCCGCAGGGUCCCGUCAGGCCCGACGCGGCCGAUCCCAGCUGCUACCGCAGACCACAACGCUAGCUAUCCUGAACAAAAAUACAACAUGUCAUGUUUAGUCACACACGUCCACAGGCACCGCACAGACAUGUUUGACAGAGGCAGCCGUCGCCAAAAAUUGUCACGGAAUCACACCCUUGAAACUGCUUCGUUAAAAAGAACCCAUCUUGGGUCUUUAGGACACACAAAAAAAAAGGUAUGAUUGAAUUUUCUGUUCACACCAUCAAGACAGUCAAUAAACCCAUUUCGUUUGUGUCCACAGCAAGGGGAAAAAUUCUCUGACACUCAACUAAAUGCUCAGGGGAAAUGAUGAUCGAGAACAUAUUUAAAUAUAUGUUUUUUUUUUAAUG
This is a messenger RNA of Hippocampus comes (tiger tail seahorse), 1199 nucleotides long. RefSeq names its product SRY-box transcription factor 32 (gene sox32). Gene Ontology annotation, biological process: cell differentiation; positive regulation of transcription by RNA polymerase II. Gene Ontology annotation, cellular component: nucleus. The transcript is spliced from 2 exons. Lineage: Eukaryota; Metazoa; Chordata; Actinopteri; Syngnathiformes; Syngnathidae. Gene Ontology annotation, molecular function: RNA polymerase II cis-regulatory region sequence-specific DNA binding; DNA-binding transcription activator activity, RNA polymerase II-specific. The record is from RefSeq and is a predicted model, not a curated record. The coding region runs from base 85 to 873 and encodes 262 amino acids.